AUGGUGCUGCAAAACAAGUACAAGGCCAGGGCGUCGCGGCGCUACAACAACACAAAGGGCGAGUCGACGCAGCACGGCGAGCCGCCGCAGAAACCCGGCUUCCGCCAGCGUCACUUCCGCCGCUUCGGCUCGCAGCUUGGUCCGAGUGGCAAGGAUGAUGGUCACGACGACGGAGAGGGUUCGAACAGCGGGAGCGAAGAAGAUCACAGCGGCAGCGACCAGGAAGAUGGCGGCGACAGCGACGACGACGACGACGGCGACGACGAGGUACACGAUCCGCGAUUCCCCAGCCUGGAAAAGGCAGCGGCGGCCGGCCAGGCAUCAUCAAAGCAGCAGGGAAAAGCGACGACCGACGGCGACAAGACAGCCCCACCGUCGGGCAGGGGCAAGUUUUCUCGGCGAAAGCUGGGCGAGUCAAACGCGGCCCGCAUCGCGAGGCUCGAGGCGGAAAAGGAUCCGCACCUCGAAGGCUCCGACGACGAGCCCGAGAUCGACAUCUCUGCGCUCGUCGCCCGCGUAAAGGCCCUCGACCCCAACGCCCACACCCAGGCCGGCGUCUCUGCCGACAUUGCAGCCCAUCGUGCCGAGAGGGAGACGGCAUCGGACGUCGAAAACGACAUCGACCACAGCCUCGCCUGGCUGCACGAGCGCGAGAUGCAGAGGCAGAAGGCAAAGGGGCGCGCCGGCUGGAAGGACGGCCGCCCGGACGCCAAGCGCAGCGAUUCGCACGCCGAGAUGAAGGACGUCGAUCUCGAGGGCAACAAGAUUGACUACGAGGCCAUCAAGAGGGAGAAGGAGAAGGCCGAGGCGCUGCGUGCGCUCAAGGCCAGGUUCCAGGGCCGCGCGCUCGGCGAACGGGAGAGCAAGGCUGCCAGGGCUCGGCCGGUGCCGUCCAUCAAGAUCGGGCCGCACAGAGACCAGCCGCUCAGCGGCAGCAUGGCGCCCACCAGCACAUCGGUCAAUGGCGGGCUCGAUCCCGCCUCUUCUGGCCGCCGAGCCGCGCCUGCCGUGUCGCCGCCGGCAUCGUCGACCUCAAGCCGGGGCAGUUCGAGCGCCAUGUCGGCGUCGUCGUCGCUCUCGUCGCCUUCGGGCGCGCAGCGGCACGACGAGACGAGCGCAGUGAGCGACUCGGUGGCGGCCGAGAUCGACGCCAGCCUCAACCGGCAGAGGAAGCUGGCGCAGUCGGGCAACCACGAUUCCGGCUCGGUGUCGUCGCAGCGGAGCAGCUUCAGCACCGAUUUCGGCCGACGUCGCUCGCCCAUGAGCGUAAAGGACUACGAUGGCGUCACUGACCCCGGUCCCCCGACCGACGAGAUCGAUAGCUUCCUCGCCAGUCUCAAGCCCGAGCCGCUUGUCAGGACGUCGCAGCAGGUCCGGCCCGGCUCGCCAGAGGAGAAGAAAAAGAGACACGGCGGCGGCAAAGGCGGCGACCGUGCGGCAUCGGCCCGUACGCCGCUCGCCUCGUCGACGCCGUCACCGGAAAAGGCAGCGUCGAAGGGCGAACGUAUCCACCGCUUCCCCGUGCCCGCACCCGCCCUCGCCGCGGCUGGUCCGCUGAAUUCGAAGAUGCCAAAGAGGGGCGAGAUUGAGAGUCUCGAGAGCUUCCUCGACGACAUGCUCAAGUGA
This is a messenger RNA of Pseudozyma flocculosa PF-1, 1626 nucleotides long. RefSeq lists its product as uncharacterized. The transcript has a single exon. NCBI's taxonomy places the organism in Eukaryota, Fungi, Basidiomycota, Ustilaginomycetes, Ustilaginales, Ustilaginaceae. The coding region runs from base 1 to 1626 and encodes 541 amino acids. The record is from RefSeq and is a predicted model, not a curated record.